Trichophyton rubrum CBS 118892 is the source of this 327-nucleotide messenger RNA. RefSeq lists its product as uncharacterized. The coding region runs from base 1 to 327 and encodes 108 amino acids. The record is from RefSeq and is a predicted model, not a curated record. Lineage: Eukaryota; Fungi; Ascomycota; Eurotiomycetes; Onygenales; Arthrodermataceae. The transcript has a single exon.
AUGUACUUUGCUCUCCUAAAGCAAGUUGACCUUUCUUACAAGGCUACUAGCUUAGAGGUCUCUGGAGAAACAAAUAUCAAUUCUGGAAACGUAUCUUUUCACUGGGAUUAUUGCUUAUCCUCUCAUCUAGCAUUAUUAUCUCCCUUUCUGCCUGUCAAUAACCGCAAUGCCCUUUUCCCGCUAGAUCUAAUGUCCUGCAUCUGGCCUAUGCCUCCCUUCACUACUAAUUUAGAACUGGCCCCUCUUUCAACUUCCGGACACUUUCUUUAUCAUUCAAGCUCUGUCUCAAGCCUUUCUCCCCCAUUAUCAGCUAUUCCUGAUUACUGA